Messenger RNA from Penaeus vannamei (Pacific white shrimp), 1961 nucleotides. Its product is annotated as carbohydrate sulfotransferase 12. The record is from RefSeq and is a predicted model, not a curated record. Gene Ontology annotation, molecular function: sulfotransferase activity. Lineage: Eukaryota; Metazoa; Arthropoda; Malacostraca; Decapoda; Penaeidae. Gene Ontology annotation, biological process: carbohydrate biosynthetic process. Gene Ontology annotation, cellular component: membrane.
CACCUCUCUUGUGCCGUGGGUCUCGCCGUCCGCCGUCCAAAUGGUUGCCAUCAGGACCGUCUUCUUCAAGUUUCUUCUCGUCUCCUUCGUCCUGGUUGGGUCGUAUUUACUCGUCUUCGCAUCACCUAGAGUAAUAUCACACCUGACUCCAUUCACAGAGAAGAUGUCCUCUUCUCGUUGGAAUCUCAUCAGUGGUAGUGAAAGUGGUUCGAGGGAGAAUGUUCUUAAUGACUACUACAGAAACGAUAUUCAGUAUAAAACGCCCAGUGAGAGCCAGUCCACGACCGAUAUGAGCAGCGACGCUCUCUUCGAUCAGGCUUCAAGCGAGAACGAGGUCGAAGCCACGUCUCUCUUUACUGAAAAUACUAUCAGGCAGGACUCGGAGGCAGAGACCCGAGAGGUAGAGAGCCCUGAGGAAAGAGACCGAGAGGCAGAGAGCGAAGAGGAAAAGAACCAAGAGGUAGAAAGCUUAGAAGAGAGGAAUCAAGAGGCAUGGGGCGAGGAGGAAUGGGACCAAGAUGAAGAUGAAGAGCAAGACAAUCAAGAAGCAGAGAGCCCCGAAGAGAGGGGCAAAGUGGCACAGGGGAAAGAGAAAUGGGACCAAGAGCAAGAUGCCGAUGUGAGAGAGAACCAAGAGCAAGAGGACCAAGAGGAUGAGGGCCUCGAAGAAAGGGAUCAAGUGGCAGAGGUCAUAGAGGAAUGGGACCAAGAGAGAGAGAAUCAAGAGGAAGAUGCCGAUGUGAGAGAGGACCACGAGACCGAGGGCCAAGAGGAAAUGGACCAAGAGACAGAGAGCCAACAGGAGGACGUCGAAAGAAGAGAGGACCAAGACGAAGAGGCUCCAGCCAGUGAAGACCCGACUCAAUCCGCAAAUGCAGAGUCCAGCCAGGAAAUGGCAAACAGCAAGAGCGCAGGUGCUUCCGAAGACACCAUCCGCAGCUUCCAAGAGACGAUGAGAGAAAGAUUCAAGCAAAGGCGAGCGGUGCUGCAGGCUGCAUGUGCGAAGAACAGAGGUUCUUUGCCUGUCCAAGCACGCACGGCACGCGUGGAAGCUUUGUUCUUCGUGAAGAAGUACAAUUUUCUUACGUGUUUAUCACCCAAGGUCGGCACAACCACAUGGAAGACGCAUCUGCUGAGAAUGUGGGGUUAUGAAGCCAACUUCAAGACGCCUCACAAGUUCAAUAAAUUCAUCGGCAUCGGAUACAACAAAAGCCUCCGGAAGACGUACAGAUCCUCGAAGGGCCUGACGCGGGUAGUCACUGUCCGCCACCCGCUGUCCCGUCUCGCCUCCGCCUUCAGGAACAAGCUAGGCGACGGCAAGGCGAUGGUUCCCCCGAGUCACCACAUAUAUGAUAUCUUCAGGAUGGUGCUCGGCCACUCCAAUAUCAAGGCGUUCAGAUGGAAGGCGAACCAAGCCACCUUCCUGCAGUUCCUAAACUAUGUCAUUUCAGAAACGAAAUCCAACUCGAUUAACCCUCACUGGCGGCCAUACCUAUGGACGUGUCGCCCCUGUGGGAUGACCUACGACUACAUCGUCAAACUGGAGACCUUUGGCGACGACCUGCUGUACCUGGCCACCGCUGCGGGCAUCAAGGAGAUCAACACGGACCUGCGGAAGAACCAGUCGCCCGCCCUCGAGGAGAAGGUGACGGACUUCGAGGAGUACUUCGAGGACCUCCCUCCGCAAGUGUUGAAGGACAUCUACCAGAUCUACAAGUACGAUUUCCUCUUCUUCGGAUACGACGUCCCCGAGGCUAUGCUGAAGGCCAGCCAGGAGGACUCGUAGAGAUGUCGGUUCUUCUCUGUUGUGUCUCAUCUUCUGUGACGUCGGGUUCUCCUUCAGGAUAUUUAUGAAGUCCUGGAUUCCGUCGUUCGUAGCUUUUGUUCGCGUCGUCCAGUAUUCUACGCAUUCGUGUCGCAUUUGAUCUGAUUCGCUUAUUAUUUGGAAAUAAUAGUAAAAA